This is a messenger RNA of Astyanax mexicanus (Mexican tetra), 820 nucleotides long. RefSeq lists its product as uncharacterized. The transcript is spliced from 4 exons. Lineage: Eukaryota; Metazoa; Chordata; Actinopteri; Characiformes; Acestrorhamphidae. Bases 16 to 711 code for a protein of 231 amino acids. The record is from RefSeq and is a predicted model, not a curated record.
AAGGUAAUUUUCCAAAUGUCAGUAUAUGCAAACCAUUACGAUUUACAAAGCAAGUUCCUUAUAUGUAUUCAAAUAGCUCAUAAUAGAGGUAUUAUCUCUCUGAACACUAGGAUACAGUACAGGCACAGUGAGGCACAUUUGCAGCUAGAAGUCCACUGCUUGGAAUUUAAGACUUUAAAACUAGCUCAACACACUACAAUGGCGGUUCUGGCAUCAAAUGUGGUCUUUCAGCAGCCUCAGCCAAUGUCUGUCGUUGCAGUUAAAUCAGAGCAGUGGAGUACAGGCAUCUGCGACUGUUUCGAUGACUGCUAUGUCUGCUGCUUUGCUUCGUUCUGUUUCCCGGUGUUUGCCUGCAGCACCGCAUCAGAUUUUGGAGAGUGUGCCUGUCUGCCCAUGCUGGAUAUUUGCUGCCUUACUACCCAGUGUGUCGGACUGGGUAUUUACACUCCUCCUAUAUCUAUCUCCCUGAGGUCUUCAGUUCGCCACCGAUAUGGCAUUCAAGGUGACCUGGCCUCUGACUGUCUGUAUGCCACUUUCUGCAACAUUUGCUCUUGGUGCCAGAUGUCUCGGGAGAUAAGAAGACGCCGCACGGUUUUCACUCUUAUCAGCACCCAGCCAGCAGUCAUUGCUCCUGCACCUGUGGCGAUGGCGGUAGCAUCCCAGUCCACCGUGGUCUCCCAGUCCACUGUUUCAACCACACUAACGGGCUGAGAUUAUGCUGGUUUGGCCUCUAACUGAUUUAAGCAUCUUGAAAAAAAUAAGCUAUAAUACACUUUUGUUUACCCUGUGACUAAUAAACACAAUUCAUCAUUUCACAUCA